Messenger RNA from Globicephala melas (long-finned pilot whale), 8117 nucleotides. It is a transcript of the gene DSEL, whose product is annotated as dermatan sulfate epimerase like. Lineage: Eukaryota; Metazoa; Chordata; Mammalia; Artiodactyla; Delphinidae. The record is from RefSeq and is a predicted model, not a curated record. Gene Ontology annotation, molecular function: chondroitin-glucuronate 5-epimerase activity; sulfotransferase activity.
GCCGGGCCGGGGGUGCCAGGAGCCCUGCGGGGGGCCGCGCGGCCCGGCUCCCAGCGCAGAGCAGUUUUCUCCAACUCUCCGCUUCCGUCUCCUCCGGGCCCACCGCUGCCGGGAGACCCCGUCCGGACCUGCCAAGAAAGGAGUAUGUCAUGAAAAAGGAACAGAAAAGACACGUCACUGUUGGUGAAAGGGGAGUUUUCUUUCCCAGUUGGUGGUUACUUCAUGAUUGGAAGAGAAGUACCUAGGUGGCUGAAGAGAUUAGAUUUUCAUAGCUGUACCGAUGAAGCUGAUAAAAGAAGAUGGGAAAAUGCUUUCUCUGGGUCGUAAUAGGCUGAUGAGUAAGUAAGCCUGAAAAAAGACAGAUCUGAAAUGAGGACAGGAAUCUUGAGUGUUUUAAAACCAAGUAGGACUUUGAAUACUUGUUGAGGAUGUUUUUGCCCCAAAAAUGGAGGAAGAAAAAAUUCUCAAAGCAAAAAGUGUAAAAAGCUGAGAGGAGUAACAACCCAGUCAGCUCCAAGAAUUGCAGUACUUUGUCAGCUUCUCUGAGCACACACAGGCAAAGGCAUCAGACACGUAUGAUGAUGGUUUCCUGCUCCAGGAAUGACUUCUUAACGUGGAUUUUGGAGUGCUUUUUCUUUUUUUUACAAUGUGUGUUUUUUGACUCUUUGUGUUAUGUAGAUUUAUGUCAAGGAAGUAAAUUGUGAAUUCAUGGUAUUUUUGACUAUCUCCACCCCUGUUCACUGUGUGAUAUUGGAAAAUUAGAGGUUUUAACAUUCCUUGAAGUUUUAUUGGAAGCAACACUGCAUCAGGCAAACAGAUCCACAGUGUAAGUUUUCUCUUUUUGGCAACUGUACUUGCUUUGAAUGAGCCGAAUGUCAGCUGGAUUUCACAGCAUAUCCGAUUUACAGUCUGUGUUUUAUCAAGGCCUUAAAUGUAUGUUUUAUACUCAGCAGAUGGGAAACACAUUGAGCACUGUGUUUGACAUGUAUGCCUAAGGAAAGGAGCUCCCCGAUGGAUCAUGGCGUUAAUGUUUACAGGACAUUUCUUAUUUUUACUGUUAGUGAUGUUUGCUUUCUCUACUUUUGAAGAAUCUGUGAGCAAUUACUCUGACUGGGCAGUUUUCCCAGAUGACAUAGAUCAGCUUAAGACACAGAAAGUGCAAGAUUUCAGACCCAACCAAAAGCUGAAGAAAACUAUGCUUCAUCCACAUUUAUAUUUUGAUGCUGGAGAGAUCCAAGCAAUGAGGCAAAAGUCUCGCACAAGCCAUUUGCAUCUUUUUAGAGCUAUCAGAAGUGCAGUGAUGGUUAUGCUGUCCAACCCAACAUACUACCUACCUCCACCCAAGCAUGCUGAUUUUGCUGCCAAGUGGAAUGAAAUUUAUGGUAACAAUCUGCCCCCUUUAGCACUGUACUGUUUGUUAUGCCCAGAAGACAAAGUUGCCUUUGAAUUUGUUUUGGAAUAUAUGGACAGGAUGGUGGGCUACAAAGACUGGCUGGUGGAGAAUGCACCAGGGGAUGAGGUUCCAGUUGGCCAUUCCUUAACAGGUUUUGCCACUGCCUUUGACUUUUUAUAUAACUUAUUAGAUGAUCAUCGAAGGCAAAAAUACCUAGAAAAAAUAUGGGUUAUUACUGAGGAAAUGUAUGAGUAUUCCAAGGUCCGCUCAUGGGGCAAACAACUUCUUCAUAACCACCAAGCUACUAAUAUGAUAGCGUUACUCACUGGGGCCUUGGUAACUGGGGUGGAUAAAGGAUCUAAAGUAAAUCUAUGGAAACAGGUUGUAGUAGAUGUGAUGGAAAAGAUGAUGUUUCUGUUGAAUCAUAUUGUCGAUGGUACUUUGGAUGAAGGUGUUGCCUAUGGAAGCUACACGGCUAAGUCAGUCACACAGUACGUUUUUCUGGCCCAGCGCCAUUUUAAUAUCAACAACUUGGAUAAUAACUGGUUAAAAAUGCACUUUUGGUUCUAUUACGCCACCCUCUUGCCAGGCUUCCAAAGAACUGUGGGUAUAGCAGAUUCCAAUUAUAAUUGGUUUUAUGGUCCCGAGAGCCAGUUAGUUUUUUUGGAUAAGUUCGUCUUAAAGAACGGAGCUGGCAAUUGGUUAGCUCAGCAAAUCAGAAGGCACCGGCCUAAAGAUGGACCGAUGGUCCCCUCCACUGCCCAGAGAUGGAGUACUCUUCACACUGAAUACAUCUGGUAUGAUCCCCAGCUCACCCCACGGCCUCCUGCGGAAUAUGGUACUGCAAAAAUGCACACGUUCCCUAACUGGGGUGUUGUCACUUAUGGGGCUGGGUUGCCAAACACACAGACCAAUACCUUUGUGUCUUUUAAAUCUGGGAAGCUAGGAGGGCGAGCUGUCUAUGACAUAGUUCACUUCCAGCCAUACUCCUGGAUUGAUGGGUGGAGAAGCUUUAACCCAGGACAUGAACAUCCAGAUCAGAACUCAUUCACUUUUGCCCCCAAUGGGCAGGUAUUUGUUUCUGAAGCUCUCUAUGGACCCAAGUUGAGCCACCUUAACAACGUACUGGUGUUUGCGCCAUCACCCACAAGCCAAUGUAAUAAGCCCUGGGAAGGUCAGCUGGGAGAAUGUGCACAGUGGCUUAAGUGGACCGGCGAGGAGGUUGGUGAUGCAGCGGGGGAAAUCAUUACCGCCUCUCAACAUGGGGACAUGGUAUUUGUGAGUGGGGAAGCAGUGUCAGCUUAUUCCUCAGCAAUGAAGCUGAAGAGUGUGUAUCGGGCUUUGCUUCUCUUAAACUCUCAGACUCUGCUAGUUGUUGAUCAUGUCGAGAGGCAAGAAGAUUCCCCAAUAAAAUCUGUCAGUGCCUUCUUCCAUAAUCUGGAUAUUGAUUUUAAGUACAUCCCGUAUAGGUUCAUGAACAGGUAUAACGGCGCCAUGAUGGAUGUGUGGGAUGCACAUUACAAAAUGUUUUGGUUUGAUCAUCGCGGCAGUAGCCCCAUUGCUAGUAUACAGGAAGCAGAGCAAGCCGCUGAAUUUAAGAAACGGUGGACUCAAUUUGUUAAUGUUACAUUUCAGAUGGAAUCCACAAUCACAAGAAUCGUAUAUGUCUUUUAUGGGCCAUAUGUCAAUGUUUCCAGCUGCAGAUUUAUUGAUAAUUCCAAUUCUGGACUUCAGAUUUCUCUCAAUGUCAAUAAUACUGAACAUGUUGUUUCCAUUGUAACUGACUACCACAACUUGAAAACAAGGUUCGAUUACCUGGGAUUUGGCGGCUUUGCCAGUGUGGCUGAUCAGGUCCAAAUAACCCGAUUUGGUUUGGGCACUCAAGCCAUAGUGAAGCCCGUAAGACGUGACAGAGUGAUUUUUCCCUUUGGAUUUAAAUUUAAUGUAGCAGUUGGGUUGAUUCUGUGCGUCAGCUUGGUGAUCUUAACUUUUCAGUGGCGGUUUUACCUUUCUUUUAGAAAGCUAAUGCGGUGGAUCCUCACCCUUGUUAUUGCCUUGUGGUUCGUUGAGCUGGUGGAUGUGUGGAGCACUUGCACUCAGCCCAUCUGUGCAAAGUGGGCGAGGCCAGAGGCCGAAGCGAGCCCAAAGCCUGUGUCUCCCCAAGGGCACCGCAUCGAUCUUCCUGACAUCGUCAUUACCUCACUUCCUGGCUCAGGAGCUGAAAUUCUCAAACAACUCUUCUUCAACAGCAGUGACUUUCUCUACAUCAGGGUUCCCACAGCCUACAUUGACAUCCCUGAAACUGACUUUGAGAUCGACUCCUUUGUGGAUGCCUGUGAAUGGAAGGCGUCGGAUGUCCAUGGUGUGCAUUUCCGUUUACUCCGAGGCUGGUUGCAGUCCUUGGUCCAAGACACAAAACUCCAUUUGCAAAACAUCCAUCUGCACGAACCCGGCAGGGGUAAACUGGCCCAAUAUUUUACCACGAAUAAGGACAAAAAAAGGAAGUUGAAAAGGAGAGAGUCUUUGCCAGAACAAAGAAGCAGAAUGAAAGGCGCCUUUGAUAGAGACGCUGAAUACAUUCGGGCUCUGAGAAGACACCUGGUCCAUUACCCCAGCGCGCGGCCCGUGCUCAGCCUGAACAGUGGGAGCUGGACCUUAAAGCUGCAUUUCUUCCACGAAGUUUUAGGAGCUUCGAUGAGGGCCUUGUACGUGGUGAGGGACCCUCGGGCGUGGAUUUAUUCGAUGCUGUACAGUAGUAAACCAAGUCUUUACUCUUUGAAGAAUGUACCAGAGCACUUAGCUAAAUUGUUUAAAAUAGAGGGAGGUAAAGGCAAAUGUAACUUAAAUUCGGGCUAUGCUUCCGAGUAUGAAUCAUUGAGGAAAGAAUUAUCAAAAUCCAAGCCACACGCAGUGUCUCUGCUGGCUCACGUGUGGCUAGCAAACACUGCAGCAGCCUUGAGGAUAAACACAGACCUGCUGCCUACCAGCUACCAGAUGAUCAAGUUUGAAGAUAUUGUGCAUUUUCCUCAGAAAACCACUGAGAGGAUUUUUGCCUUUCUUGGAAUUCCUUUGUCUCCUGCUAGUUUAAACCAAAUAUUGUUUGCCACCUCCACGAACCUUUUCUAUCUUCCCUAUGAAGGGGAAAUAUCACCAACUAAUACGAAUGUUUGGAAACAGAACUUGCCUAGAGAUGAAAUUAAACUGAUUGAAAACAUCUGCUGGACACUGAUGGAUCGUCUAGGAUAUCCAAAGUUUAUGGACUAAAUGCUGCAGAUAACAACUGAGCAGCAAACUCCAGAGCCUCCAGCCAGAAACUCAGCCUUCCAGCAAGGAGUGCAAGAGAGCAUGCACCUCUGCAUUGGGACCAGGUGCCACAGAUCUAUGAUAGUAGGGUUCAUACCACUGAAGAGAGAAAUUCCUUUUCUUUCUUUCAUUGGUUUUCCUUGGAUAUUGCUGUCCACAUCCCUGCUGAGGUUCACUGUAUGCAAAUUAGAAGACACUAUUUUGCUGAUUCUUGCAUAUGCCAGCUCUACUGCCCCCUACUUAUCAAACUGUAGGUAUUAUGGAUAAGCAAGAUAGGUUAUGCCAAUAUGUUGACACUGAAAAGAUGUGCUGACCCUAUCAGAAGCCCUCUUCUAUGAUAUUGAUAAGUAACUGUGGCCAGAGCUGGGGCUUAGAGUCAGAAUUCCUAUACUCACACACUCUAUAAUAUGGUACAAAGCAUAUAUAUCUGACCUUCCAUUACCGUACUCUCCUGCUCUCACCAGCGAUCCCAGAGGAAACGUCUAUCCUGGAUUUUGUGUUUACCAUCCCCUUGCUCUUCUUUAUAGCUCCACCACAUAUGUCUCUAUCCUUAUCAACAUAUUGUAUAUUUUUGCAUGUUUGUCUACUUUACGUAAACAGUAACAUAUUGCAUAUAUUCUUGUGCAAACUUGCUUUUCUUUGCUCAAAAUUUUAUCUAAUGCAUGUUGAUGUUUGUAGGUGGAGAUCACUUAUUUUCAUCGUGGUAGGUUCCAAUAUAUGCUAUUAUCUGAAAUACCAUACUUUAUGUAUCUUUCAUCUUGUUGGAUUUUGGGAAUAUUUUUAAUUUUUGCAAUUUCAAACAUUAUAUAUAAAACUGUUUAUAGAUGCUGUAUAAUGCACACAUACAAGAAUUUUGUCAUUGUGUUUUGUUUGUACCCAGAACCUUCCCACCCAGCCGCACUACAGCCUAGUAUAUAUAUUGAGGGCUCAAAGCACAUCCUCGACUAUUCUUGGUACCAAAUUAUUAUUUUUACAGAUUGUUUGUACAAAUCGACACUCUAGCCAUUGUAGAAAUGUUUGUGUUGCUCCAAAACUUCUCCUGUACUUGGCGUUUUCAAACUUUUAGAUGUUUUUCUGUCUAGUGGGGUAAAAGAAUGUUGCAUUUCUUUUUUUUUUUGAAGUUCUGUUAAUAACAUGGCACACGCAUGCAGCAUGUGCACUCAUGCGCACACGUGCACACACACACAGUAGUCCUUACUUUUUCCAUUUGUGUUUCUUCUUUUGUGAAAUGGAAUCCAUGUUCAUGUCUUUUAUACAUUUUUCCAUUGCAUUCUUUUUUUCUCAUUGAUUCAUUGACAUUUAUAGUAUAUUAAUAAUACUAAUCCUUUUUUGGUUAUACUCGUGAAUAACUUCUUGGUUUAUAUUUUCAUGAUCUUUCUACUAGGACUUUUGUGAUAUAUUUUGACACGCAGGUGUUCUUAAUUUGAAUGUAAACAAAUAUGUGUUCUUCUUUAUUACUUGUACUUUUUUGCAUCUUAUUAAAUAAUCUUUCUUAAGGUCUUGGCACUGAAGAUGUUCUCCUCUAUCUUCUUCCAAGCAUUUUAAUAUUCUCAUCAUCAUCUAUUGCCGCAAAACAAUAUUACCACAAAUGUAAUGGCUUAGAACAGCACAUGUUCAUCAUCUCACAAUUUCUGUGGGUCAGGAAUCCAGGCGUGGCUGAACUGCGUCCUCUGCUCUUAUAUGUGGCUGCAAUGAAGUAGCUGGGCCUGGGAUCUCCUCUGAGAAGCAUCCACUUCCAAGCUCACGUGGUUGUUGGCAAGAUGUAGUUCUUUGUGGGUUGCUGGACUAAAAGCCUCAGUUCUUUUCUGGCUGUUGACUGGAGACCCUGAGUCACUUGCCAUGUGAGCUUCUCCAUUGGCAGGUAACUUCAUAAAAGCCAGGAUGAGAGAAUCAAUAGAGAAACUGCUAACACAUUACCAUAAUCAUGGAAGUGACACCCAGUCAACUUUGGUGAGAAGCAAGUCAGAGGUCCCCCUACGCCCACACCCAAAGGAAAGGGACUUCACGAGGGCAUGAAUCCCAGGAGAUGGAAGAACGGGCUUAUUUUAGAGUGUCCCUGCCACAGAUUUUGUCUUUUAUAUUUAAAUAUUUAAUCUGCUUUAUAUUAAUUGUUAUGUCUAUUCUGAGAUUUUUUUUUCUGUAUAAAUAACCUGCUGUCCUAGACUGAAGAGAUCCAGUACCUUUUCUUUUCCACUAAUCUUCAAUGCCGUCUUCCCUACAUAUCAGGUCCUUAUAUUUUGUGUGAGCUGAUUUCUCAGUUCUCUACUGUAUUCUUCUGGCAAAUUCGAUUACCCAGUGACAAUACCGUACUAUCUUAAUUACUAUAGUCAUUUUGUUAGCCUUGAAAUCUGGCAAGGCUUCUUCCUUUCUUUUUCUUCAUUUCUUUAGGCUUUGUUCUUCUAUGUGCAUUUUAGAAUUAGUUUGCGUAGUCCCCCAAAGCAAGCAACAAUACAUGUUAAUGGUAAAUGCAUUACAUCAAUUUUGGGAGAAUCGACCUCUUUACAUUAAUCCCUGUUCAUAAGCAUGGUAUAUCGCUCCUUUUAUACAAUAUUUCUUAAUCCUUUGAUAGAUUUAGGUAUGAGCACUUUAUAUAUUGUUAUUACAGUGGAUGAUAUUUAUUUUUAACUAUAUGUUCUAACUGAUUAUAGUAUAUAGAAAAUACGAUUGAUUUUUGUGUAUUUAUAUUGUAUCAGGGAACUUAUAAAUCCUCUUACUAAUUUAAUAAUUUACCUGUAAAUUUUUUCAAAAUACUUAUACAGAUGCUUUUGUAAUCUUCAAGUAAUGAGAAUAUAUUUCCUUCCUUUUAAUCUUAUAACUUUUUAAUGUUCUUACUGGAUUUGUUAGGACAUCCUGUUAAAUACUGAGUGAGUCUGGUAAUGUGAAUAUUCCUGUACUGUUCCUAAUGUGAAUGGAGUGCUUCUACAUUUCACCACUGAGCAAAUGAAUGGAUGCCGUGUGUAUUGCAUAGAUUCACUUUAUCAGGACGUUGUAUUCCCUUGUACUCGCAGUUGAUAAGUGACUUUUUAUCAUCAAAGCAUGAUGAGAUUUAUUUAAUGCUUUUGCUGCAUUUAUUGUGAUAAUCAUGUUUCUUUGCCUUUAUCUGUUAAGGUAGUGUAUUUUGUGAAUUUUUUUUUUUCUUUUGAGAUUAAACCAAACUUGGCUUGCUGUGAUAAAACCAGCCUGGGAAUGAUUCAUUAAAUUUAUAUUUGUUGCUGGAUUGAGUUUGCUAAUAAUUAAUUUAAGAUGUUUAUAUCAACAUUUGUAAUUGUGAUUUUUCUCAUAAUAAACUUGUCUAAUUUUGAAGUCAACAUACUUGUCACAUAAAGUUGAGGAUGUUCUAUUUUUAUAUUUUAUAGGUGAGUUUGCAUAGGAUUGAAAUGAUCUAAUACAAGAAUGUUUGUUAAAACUCAUUUGUAAAUCA